Messenger RNA from Perognathus longimembris pacificus (Pacific pocket mouse), 686 nucleotides. It is a transcript of the gene Ly96, whose product is annotated as lymphocyte antigen 96. The record is from RefSeq and is a predicted model, not a curated record. Gene Ontology annotation, biological process: positive regulation of lipopolysaccharide-mediated signaling pathway; toll-like receptor 4 signaling pathway; detection of lipopolysaccharide. The coding region runs from base 188 to 679 and encodes 163 amino acids. Gene Ontology annotation, molecular function: lipopolysaccharide immune receptor activity; Toll-like receptor 4 binding; lipopolysaccharide binding. Lineage: Eukaryota; Metazoa; Chordata; Mammalia; Rodentia; Heteromyidae. The transcript has 5 exons. Gene Ontology annotation, cellular component: lipopolysaccharide receptor complex.
UUUCUUUUUGCAGCAAGAGCUCACUUAUUAAACACACAGUGACACAUAAGAGGAAGCAGUAAUAGAGGAUCUCAAAUCAUGUGACUGAUGCGGAAGUUAAGUCUUUCCUACUUACUGUAAGGCAAGAGAGUCUGAUGAGUUGUUCUCGAUCCUCUGCCAAUUUUUCAGCCUCCAGAGAUACAGAACCAUGUUACCAUUUGUGCUUUUCUCUACUUUAUUUUCUUCCACUUUUACUGAACCUGAGGAGCCACCCUGGGCCUGCAACUCCUCUGAUGCAACAUUUGCGUAUACCUACUGUGAUAACAUGAAAUACCCUAUUUCAGUAAGUACUGAGCCCUGUAUAGCAUUGAAAGGAACCAAAGGUCUUAUACAUAUUUUCUAUAUUCCAAGGAGAGACUUAAAAAAGUUGUAUUUUAAUCUCUAUAUAUCUAUCAACUCCAUGGAUUUGCCCAAACGUACAGAAGUUAUUUGUAAAGGAUCUGAUGAUGAUUAUUCUUUUUGCAGAGCUCUGAAAGGAGAGACAGUGAAUACAACAGUGCCUUUUUCCUUCAGGGGAAUACAGUUUCCUAAGGGCCGGUACAAUUGUGUUAUAGAAGCCAUUGCUGGAGAUCCUGAGGAAAAGCUUUUUUGUUUGAAUUUUACCAUCAUACAUCGUCAUAAUAAAAAUAAAUUGAGCUAAUUUGCAC